This is a messenger RNA of Hypoxylon trugodes, 2508 nucleotides long. RefSeq names its product tryptophan synthase beta subunit-like PLP-dependent enzyme. Lineage: Eukaryota; Fungi; Ascomycota; Sordariomycetes; Xylariales; Hypoxylaceae. Gene Ontology annotation, cellular component: cytoplasm. The coding region runs from base 497 to 2113 and encodes 538 amino acids. Gene Ontology annotation, molecular function: cystathionine beta-synthase activity; cysteine synthase activity. The transcript has 7 exons. The record is from RefSeq and is a predicted model, not a curated record.
GGGGUCACGGAGCCAGACGGGCUUCAAAGUCUAUUUGCCCGUGCUAAGGACAUUGGACGACGCUCAUUUAUGAUAGCUCUUUGCGUCUAACUCACCCGCGUUCGCGACAUGUCGAUCAUCGGCCGGCCAAGACAUUCUGGAUGAAAGAGAACCAUGUCGAUUACCGAGAAAAAGGGGAGUAAGUCUGGACUGCUCCACGAUCGCGUCGCUAGUUUUGGAGGUAUAUCCAUGAAACAAGCUCAUGAUAGGUAAUUGGUCUGAACAGAUUGUGACGUGCUCGGGAAUGUGGAUGUGACUAAAGUACUAAGAUCAUAGUCAUGCCGGGGCUGCUACCUACAUCAAUAACCGUUUUACAUCCUUCGGAGCGAAGACUUUAGGAGAUAUAUUUUACCUGCUGCCCUUCUUAUCAGUUACCAGUUCUAAGUUUCCCUCGGGUGUGAUACCUUAACCUUUUAUUUGUGGUACGGAACGGCCCGAGCUGACAACAUAGUCGAUCAUGUCGAGUAACAAUCCCCUAAACAUUUACAAGGGCCCUAACUCGGUCCGAGAUUACUUCGAUCCGGAUUCAGCACCUCCUCUACCUCUUGUCGAGAUACCGGAUAGUCUCAACCCAUACCGACGCGAUGGAGUGAGGAUAUAUGCGAAGAUGAUGACGAUGCAUCCAGCCAACAAUGUGAAGGCGAUGCCAGCGUUGAAUCUUCUAGAGAAGAGUGUAGUGCCGGGAAAGACAAAUACCAUCAUCGAGUAUAGCUCAGGUUCCACAGUCAUCUCCAUGUCCCUCAUAUCCCGAGUAUUUCACGGCAUACCCGACGUCCGUGCAUUCCUGAGCAACAAAACGAGCACAGCUAAAUUGCGAUUGAUGCAAUUCUUUGGUCUCGAUAUUACUCUCUUCGGUGGACCCUCCCAACCCGAGCCCAUGGAUGAACGGGGUGGAAUAAGGGCCGCUCAAAGAAUGGCAGAAGAUAAUGAAUCAAUCGUCAAUCCUAACCAGUAUGAAAAUGACGAUAACUGGAAAGCACAUGUUAGAUGGACGGGCCCACAGAUCCUUCGACAACUACCGGAGAUAAACUUGAUAUGCGCUGGUAUGGGUACAUCUGGAACCGUAACAGGCCUUGGAACAUAUUUCAAAGAAGCCAAACCCUCGGUCUUUUGUUUAGGGGUCUGCACUGCAGCGGGCGAUAGGGUUCCAGGCCCUCGUUCAUUCGCCCUUCUCGCUCCUGUCGAAUUUCCUUGGAAAUCAGCCGUGGACCAUAUCGAAGAAGUUGGCUCACACGAUUCUUUCUCAUUAUCAUUAGAUCUAUGCCGGGAAGGAAUUGUAUGCGGCCCUUCUUCAGGGUUUAACCUCAAAGGACUUUUCCAAUUCAUCGAGAAACAUAAGGCCGCAGGAACGCUCCGAGACUUCGCGGGCGAAGAUGGUGAGAUUCACUGUGUAUUCCUCUGCUGUGAUUUGCCGUACCAGUACAUCAACGAGUACUUCGACAAGUUAAGCCCCGAACACUUCCCGACUAUUAAGAAUGAGGCGUUAACAAAAGUCGACCUUUACCGAUAUGAUGAGGCGUGGGAGAAAGAUGCAGCGGUUGCGCUUCCUCAAUUCUUAGAUGUGAAGCGAGUUCCAGCCCAAGAUGUGCCAACUCCGGGUCUUAAGCCAAUAGUAACGGGAGAGAAUGACAUCAAUAACUCGAUAACUCUUAAAGAAGGGAUGUCCAUCAUCGAUCUUAGGCAGCCACUCGAUUUUGCGAGGUUCAAUCUUCCCGGGUCAAUCAACCUGCCGUUUGCGGAGCUAUCCAGACCCAGCCCAUUCUCGGACCCGGAGGUACUUGAAGCGCUAUGGAGACGGCUUGACGGACACUUUAAAACUCCGAGUGACGAGCUACUCCCAUUGGUGAGGAGCAAGCGGGCACUGCUACUCUGUUACGAUGGGAACAGUUCUCGCGUCGCGACCAGCGUUCUUCGGGCAAAGGGUUAUGAAGCCGAUAGUGUGCGCGGUGGAUUCCGAAUGCUACAGGAUUUCGACGCGAAACAAGCCAAAGGUGACCAUAUCUUCACCUCUAAUCCAGAAACUAAACAUGGGGUUGCAGUGGCGCAUGAGGUUGAGUUAGUAAUGCCUUCGUAAGUUGCGGUGGCGUGGUGCAGUAAUGAUAUGGGGAAGUUCGGGGAGUUUGGUUGGUCCGCGCCGGAUGGUUGCGGUUUUCGCACGGCAGUGCAGGUUGCGGCAUGCCGACUAGCCACAAGGGGUACGAUGUUGCGGAAAAGGCGGAUAUAUAUCUAGGUAAAGCACCUGUGCGCUUUGAAUGUAGCAGGGAUAGAAGAAGCUGGAGAGCGGGAUAAGUAAGUACCUUAUUUGUCUGUACGUGCGUUCGGAUGUUUGUAUAUGUAUAUCCUUAAGCGACAGCAAGCUAUAUGAUAUUCUUCUCGUAUUGAAAUGACCAAUUAGAACUGAGGUAUGUAAGCAGCUGGAAACUGGCACAUGCCAUUUGUGGGAAAUGCUUAUGUUUACUAAUUGUCACC